This is a messenger RNA of Rotaria sp. Silwood1, 2783 nucleotides long. The record is from the annotation of a GenBank genome assembly. Lineage: Eukaryota; Metazoa; Rotifera; Eurotatoria; Philodinida; Philodinidae.
GUUCAACUUAUUGAAAAAUAUGGUACACCAGAAGGAGUUUGUAAUGCUUUAAAAUUAUGUCAUAAUGGAACGAACUCACUUGAACUCACUAUUAAUAGUAUUGAUGAAUUAGUUGAAAAUAAUAAACAACCGGUAAAGGUAUCUUCAAAACUUAACUCGGUAAUCAAUUCACUUGAAUGUUCAUUAUGCAAAUAUGUUGUUGGUUACAUUGAUAAUAUUAUUCAAAACAACAAAUCAGAAGCUGCUAUUGAAGCUGCAUUAGAAAAAGUUUGUCGUAUCUUACCAGCACCAAUAAAAGACAAAUGCGUUGAAUUUGUUGAUACUUAUGGACCAAUUCUUGUUCAACUUAUUGAAAAAUAUGGCACACCAGAUCAAGUUUGUAAUGCACUAAAAUUAUGUCAAAAGGGUACUCAAUUAGCCGGUUCAGUUUCUCAAAAAGUUGAUAAACCAAUUAAACGUGUAAAAGAUUCAGAUGAAUGUGUUUUAUGCAAAUAUAUUAUAUCCUACUUGAAUGUUCUUAUAGAAAAUAAUGUUACCGUGAAAGAACUUGAAAAAGCAUUGGAAUUAGUCUGUGUCAUAUUACCAGCUGAAUAUCAUAAACAAUGUAAGGCUUUUGUUCAAACAUAUGGACCUAUCCUAGUUGAACUUAUUGUUGAACUCGAUGAUCCAAAUGUUGUUUGUGAAUGGUUAACAUUAUGUUCAAAAUCAAACGAUAAAUUUAUUCAAAUUCCAGCAAUAAAAACUAAUAAAUUAAAAUCAUUACCGUGUAAUUUAUGUCAAUAUCUUGUUAAUUAUCUUGAUGCAAUUAUUCAAUCAAAUUCAACAGAAACAAAAUUUGAAGAAGCUUUAGAUCGUGCUUGUAAAAUUUUACCUUCAACAAAAUUACAAUCAGAUUGUAAAUUUUUAGUUCAUCUAUAUGGUGCAGAUUUAAUUAAAUUUCUUGUUGAAUUCGGUAAUCCAAAAACAGUUUGUCAAGCCAUCGCUUUAACAACUUGUUUAAUAUAUGCAUAUAAACAAGAAUGUGCUAUUGGUCCUGAAUAUUGGUGUAAGUCAUUUCAAAAUGCACAAGAUUGUGGUGCAUUACGUCAUUGUACUGAUACAAUAUGGCGUUAUGAUGAGAAACAUACCAAAAUUGAUACAUCAACAAAAUGUGAAUGGUGUGCACAGAUUCUUGAAAAUACACAUAAAGCUAUUCAAAAUGUAGCUAAUAAUGAAGAUUUAGUUAAAUCAACAUUAAUAAAUGGAUGUAAAUUAUUACCAUUAGAAGAUAUUUCAUCUAAAUGUAUAACUAUGAUUGAAAAUUAUGAAACAACAGUUGUCCUAUUGAUGAAACAUCAACGCUAUGAUAGAAUAUGCCAUUUAAUGAAUAUUUGUCAGAAUAGUGAUAUUAUUGAAUUAGAUAAAAAUAUAGAAAAAACUAAUGUUGAUACACAAUCUAAAAUGUUAUGUAAUGUAAUUGUUCGUGCUACACAAGAACUUCAUGGUAAUGAACAAAAAUCUAGAAGUGAAAUUCAAACCUAUUUGAAAAACGAUUGUCAAAAAUUAAGUAUUCCGGAACUUGUACAAAAAUGUGAAGGUUUAAUUGAACGAUAUGGUAAUGAAAUUUAUGCAUAUGUAGUCAGUCGUGUGGAAUUAUCAAAAAUUUGCGACUAUAUUGACGAUUUUGCUUUUCAAUCUGUUACAUCAGACAAUUGCGAAUUGUGUACAUUCGUUAUUUCAAUAGCUAAGCAAAUGCUGCAUAACAAACAUCCUCAAGACAAAGUACUUAUCUAUAUUGAUGAACAUAUAUGUUCACAUUUAACCGGUAUAGCAAAGAAAAAUUGUAAAGAUAUGGUAGAUACAAAUGGAAAAGAUUUAAUCACUAAUAUUCAAGAUGGAAUACAACCAAUGCUUCUAUGUACACAUUUUCAAUCUUGUCUUGAUAAAAUUAUUGAUAAAACAAGUCCAAUACAAAAAGAUGAAAUUCGUUCAUUUCUUAUGAAUAAUUUAUGUAGUAAACUUGGAUCACUAAAAAGUGCAUGUGAAGCAUUAAUAGAAAAAGAUAGUACUCAUCUUUUACAAGUACUUAUCAAUGAAAUAAAUGGUCAUGAUUUAUGUUAUAUGUUUGGUUUAUGUCAAAGACAAUCAUCUUUAAUUAAUGAAUUUGAUCUUGAAGAUGAUCCAAAUAAAUGUAAACGUUGUAUAACAGAUUUUACUCGACGAAAACAUAUUGCUGAAAAACUUGUUAAUCAUUCAUCUGAAUUUCUUCAUCAUCUUUGUGGACAAUUACCUCAACAAGAUGAUUGUACAAAAGCAGUUGACGAUUCAAUUAAUGAGCUUGUCACAUUUAUUCGAUCAUUGGACCCAAGAACAAUUUGUAUACAAUUAAAGAUGUGUGAUCAAAAUUCAAUAGAAAAUAUGAAAACAACGGCUAUUAUACCAUUGGAUAAUGCUAUUAAUGAAAAUAUUAUUGAAUAUAUAAAAAAUGAUGUUUGCACUAAACUUGGAUCAUUAUCUGUAUUGUGUAUUCAAUUGACAGAUUCCGAAGGAUUAAAUCUUCUUAGUCUCAUAAGUAAAACUAUUGAUCCACAUAGAAUAUGUUCAAUCAUUGAUGUAUGUCCAUCAAAUUCCGUAUUGAAAACUUGUCAUGAUAAAUGUCAAUGUUGUACAAAUAAAGUUGAAAUUUAUCAAAGAAAACUAUUGAAAUUUACACAAGCUAUUGUCGGAAGUACACGAAUAAUGUGUGAUCAUGUACCGGGUCGUGAUAUGGUAAGUUCAUUAAAGAUUAUUUUAGAUAAAAAUAA